This is a messenger RNA of Sabethes cyaneus, 1411 nucleotides long. It is a transcript of the gene CLS, whose product is annotated as probable cardiolipin synthase (CMP-forming). NCBI's taxonomy places the organism in Eukaryota, Metazoa, Arthropoda, Insecta, Diptera, Culicidae. Gene Ontology annotation, biological process: cardiolipin biosynthetic process. The transcript is spliced from 3 exons. Gene Ontology annotation, molecular function: cardiolipin synthase activity. The record is from RefSeq and is a predicted model, not a curated record. Gene Ontology annotation, cellular component: mitochondrion; membrane. Bases 168 to 1160 code for a protein of 330 amino acids.
CUCGCGGAAGUGCGCAGGUUUGGAGUAAAAAUAGAUGCAAAAAUAUUAAAUUUCUGGCCGCUGGUACCUAAAUUGCCGGGUUCUACGCAAACUUACCGGGAAAAAUGUUUGAACUUUGAAAGGGGGAGCAGCGAUAAGAGCACAACGGAAAGACACAAACACCAGAUAUGCUUUCAACCAGUUUUUUGCGACUAGCGGAAACAGCAAUCAAUUCCGCAGCAACUGGGCGACUUCUUCGGAUCUGCCUAAAACCAGCAUGGAGCUGCGUAUUUCUGAGUACUACCCAACAGUACAGGCAAAUCGAUGUAAGCCGGCAGCAGUUGUUGAUAACUACGAAAUGGCCGCAAGUUGACAUAAGGCGUUGUUAUUCGCCUUUGAAAAAGCCGGAAGAUUUUCCAGUCAAAUCUGUCGAAGGAGCAGAACUUCUGCAAAACGUACUAGAAAAGAAUAAGCAGCUGCUGAAGGAACGAAAAAACGUUAUCAUCCAAGAUAUUCGAGUUCGCAGAGAUAAGGUGAAAGAAAAGGUGGAAGAAGUAAUCGAACGAGAGAAUGUAGCAACGAUUCCGAAUUUGUUGUGCGUUGGUCGCAUCGUAAUGUCCCCUUAUCUAGGGUACGUGAUUGUGCAGUCAGACUUUCGAUUAGCUAUGGGAAUGCUGAUUUUUGCCGGAUUGACAGACCUGGCUGACGGAUUUAUUGCUCGUCGAUGGCCCAGUCAAGCCAGUCGUCUUGGUUCGUUUCUGGAUCCAAUGGCGGAUAAAGUACUGGUUGGCGCGCUUGUAAUUUCGAUGAGUUAUGUGGAACUACUGCCGCUCUGGCUCUCAGGAAUGAUCCUGUUCCGCGAUGUAUUUCUGAUCGGAGCUGGAUUCGUAAUUCGCUACAUUAGUCUACCUCAGCCGCGUACAUUAUCACGCUAUUUCGACGUGACACACGCCACUGCCCAGCUAGCGCCAACCUUUAUCAGCAAGGUUAACACUGCCGUACAAUUGGCCACGGUGGCCAUCACUCUGGGAGCACCAAUCUGGAGCUAUGUUGAUCAUCCGUAUUUGCAUGCGCUCUGGUAUUUGACGGGAGUCACCACAGCAGCAGCUGCUUUAAGUUACAUUGUCAAUAAAGACACCUACAAAAUAUUGAAGAAACAACAGGAACAGCCUAAGCCGUAAUAGAAGCUAACCUUUCGAUUUUUUUCUGGUAAUUUCAUUGCUGAAUACGUCGAACUGUAUCACUCAGUUGAAUCCACUUCAAUCGAGUCAGUGGUCCAUUUGAUUUUCCCGUUGUUUUCCAAAGAGCAUGUUUAUUUGAUCGAAAGCGCCAAUCGACGUAUUCAAUAAGGUGUUGGUUUUUGAAUAUUUUGUUAUUCCAGUCAAAAUUGUACAUAAAAAUCAUAGCAAUAAAGUUCAAGUUUUAAUUUGAC